CCUGGACUUGAACGCGAUAAAAUGCUUGGGGAAGAAAAAAUAAAUAAAAUCGAUCGCGAGACGCGAACGCGUCGGUGGGGCUCGGACCACCUGUGUGCUGGACUGCCAAUCAGAAGACGAGAAACGUGGACAGCUUGAAUCCCCACACGUCCGUCUGUCCUCUCCAUUGCCAUUCCUUUCAUUUCACACCAAAGCAACAAAGCGAGCGUCUUUCCUUUCCUUCACCUUUUCAGGAACGAAGGAUUAAACAAGCCAGACACCCGACUCAGGAUUACACUACCGCCACCAGAAACCCAACGUUCAGUCCAAAAAGCGGGAAAAAAACAGCCAAAAAAACCCAACAACAACAACCUUCCCCUCUACUACGAUACAACACGCCUCAGAUGGAGCCCAAUAACCAACCAAUGCUCAUGAUCGAGGGCCCAAAGUUCUCUGGGUUCGAUUUCUCUCCUGCACCGGCAACUAUGACGACAACGGCUCAGUCUGUGUGGUUACUUCCUGAGGGACGCGAGCCGUUCGUGAUCAACGGCCGUCGCAUUGUUUUGCCCGAGAAAACAGCACCUCCACGACCAGCAGACUCAGACCAGGACGAGAGCGAAAACAGAUAUGUGGACGAUGAGGUUUCGGGCCUGUCGCAUACCGCCAAAACCGCCGGUGCCGUUUGGGAUUGUAGUAUCAUCCUGAGCAAGUACUUGGAAGCUCUCGCCGAAAAGACACCAGAAUUCUGGACUCGGAAGCGUGUGCUGGAGCUGGGUGCAGGACAAGGGAUCGCAUCGUUCAGCGCUGCGGCCUUGGGUGCUGAACGUGUCAUUAUUACAGACGUGGAUUCCGCACUACCGACGCUACGCAAGGGAGUGCAGCUGAACGGAUUCGUUCCACCACAGGUGCAAGUGACGGCUCUCGAUUGGACAGAUCGUGCACAGGCCAUGGAUCGCAUCUGGAAUGAGCUGCUCAUGGUCCCGUCGUCCCAGGCACCGGUCUCCAAUGAACCCAUGCCCACAGAUCGCAUGCCGGCUCAGAAGAGCCAACAACAGAAGCAAAGGCAACCGAAACCACGACUGGAUUAUAUCUUGGCGUCAGAUGUCGUUUGGGUCGAUUAUCUGAUCCCAGCAUUGGUCGAUACUGUGGGCGAACUACUUCAGGUGGAGAAGGAGAGACGGGAUAGUGUUAUGGACGAUAAGGAUGGGGGAUUGCAACAUGUGCUGGAUGGAGGACCGACCGAUGUAUCCUCACCACCGUCCCCUGUGGUUCUUCUCGCAUAUCAAUUCAGAUCCACUCGAGGCGACCAAUUGCUUUUUGAUUCGCUGGAUCGACUGGGCCUGAGUCGACAGAAACUAAUCUUGGACGGCUCGGAUGAUACGGACAAGGACGCCGUGAAUCUGGAUUCAAAGUUCAGACGCCCCAACCUUGCGAUCUGGAAGGUGUGGAAAGAAUGAAAUAAACAUACGACACUUGUAACAGCGA
Messenger RNA from Gamsiella multidivaricata, 1464 nucleotides. RefSeq names its product putative methyltransferase-domain-containing protein. The record is from RefSeq and is a predicted model, not a curated record. The transcript has 3 exons. NCBI's taxonomy places the organism in Eukaryota, Fungi, Mortierellomycota, Mortierellomycetes, Mortierellales, Mortierellaceae. The coding region runs from base 384 to 1436 and encodes 350 amino acids.